GAGCCAAGAGUUAGGUAUUGCAUUGGCGCCGACAAGGUAACGGACGUUUGGUGUUCCGUGAGGCAGUGUUCAUUGUACAAUACGAAGUAAAGUCUUUAAAUCUGAUGAUGUUGUCUUAAUGGCAACUGAAAAAGCUGAAGUUAGUUUUGUAGGCAUGUGUCUGAAGAUUAGGAGCAUGAGAAGCUAAGCUUCGAAAUCCAAGUUCACUGCUACAUGCACAUCAUACUUGAAUCGAAGAUCAGAUGGAAAAAUCAGCCCCGAUCUUCAGAGGUUGCUACGACAACCACCACUUCUGCCUUGCAAUUCUCUUCUCCUUUCUCUUCUGCUCUUUAUUCCUAUCAUUUCGUGCUCCCAAUAAGGCACUCACAUUCAAACACCUGAACCCAUCCACCACCACGAAUCCCUGCUUUGGCCGCUAUGUUUAUAUCCACCAACUCCCUUCUCGCUUCAACGAUGACUUGCUUCACAAUUGCCACACCCUUACCAGAGGCACUGAUAAACCCAACAUGUGCCCGUAUAUGCAAAACAUGGGCUUGGGUCCUCAGAUUCUUACCUCUCAAGGGGUUUUAACCAACAACACUUGGUAUGCCACCAACCAAUUCUUGCUGGAGGUCAUUUUUCAUAACAGGAUGAGCAAAUAUGCCUGCUUGACCAACGAUUCCUCCGUCGCCUCUGCAAUCUUUGUCCCCUUUUAUGCCGGUCUUGACGUUAGCCGUUUCCUUUGGCUCUCUGAUCUCACUGACAGAGAUUCCUCCGGUCGAGAUCUUCUUCAAUGGCUUGCAAACAGACCCGAGUGGAAGAAAAUGUGGGGCAGAGACCAUUUCCUUAUUUCUGGGAGGAUUGCUUGGGAUUUCAGGAGACAGCGCGACGAGGAGUCCUAUUGGGGUAGCAAGUUCAGAUUUCUUCCUGAAUCCAUGAACAUGUCCAUGUUAGCAGUCGAAGCUAGUUCGUGGAAUAACGACCAUGCAAUACCCUACCCAACUUCUUUCCAUCCCUCGGAUGACACUCAAGUUCUGCAAUGGCAGAGAAAAAUCAGACAUCAAAAGCGGCCGUAUUUGUUUACUUUCACCGGAGCUCCAAGGCCAGAGCUUGAAGGUUCUAUCAGGGGUAAGAUCAUAGACCAGUGUCGAGCUUCGAGUGCCUGCAAAUUCGUUGACUGCAGCUAUGGUGUGGAGAGAUGUGACGACCCUGUCAAUGUUAUAAAGGUGUUUCGAAGUUCUGUGUUCUGUUUGCAGCCUCCCGGUGACUCGUACACCAGAAGGUCCAUUUUUGAUUCUAUGUUGGCCGGUUGUAUUCCCGUUUUCUUUCAUCCGGGCACUGCUUAUUCACAGUACAAGUGGCAUUUGCCCAGGAACAGAACAGGGUACUCUGUAUAUAUACCAGUGAAGGAUGUAAAACAAUGGAAUACCAGUGUGGAAGAGGUGUUGCUGGGAAUUUCAGAGAGUGAGGUCUUAGCAAUGAGGGAGGAGGUUAUAAAGGUGAUUCCAAAUAUCAUUUAUGCGGAUCCCAGGUCUAAGUUAGAUUUCUUCGAAGACGCGUUUGAUUUAGCAGUAAAAGGAAUGCUCGAAAGAAUAGAGAAGGUGAGGGAGGCGAUAAGGAGAGGGAGAGAUCCCAGCAUUGGUUUUGCAGACGAAGACCAUUAUAAGUAUACAUUUUCACAAAGUUACAGCUAAAUGAAGACAUGUAUUACGUGAAAUACCGUUUCAUGAUAUCAGUAAUGCCGGAAAGAUAAAAAUUUUGUUUUUGGUUGCUCUGGUUUUUCUUAUUUGUCCAUGAAGCUUGCUUCUUGACUUGGAAAGAAGGAAGAAGAAAGAGAGGCAACAAAAGUAGUUGUACGGUUUAAUGCCACCAAGAAACCAUAUAGCAGUGAAAACAUUUUUAUCAUUGGUUUGUUACUCAUAAACUUACAAGUAAAAAUAUCCAUUCUACAAUAAGAACAUAAGCACAUGUACGGGUUGUAACAUUUUAACCAUCUUUAUGAGUUACGGUGUCUGCUCUGAAACGAGUGUCUGCCGACAGUGAGGUUUCCAUGUGAGUGGUGGUGUUGAAAGAAACGGGCAUGGGCAUUGGCAUGGCAUGGGAUGCAUGUGAAUGAGUGACAGUGAUAAAAGAUGGGAGCAUUGAAGGGGUAGACCCUGACUCCCCUGUUAUCGCCUGCAAUUAAGGCCCGUUACACGACUCUCACUAAAGCUACCAUUAAGGCCUCUUAUUCUCAAAAGGGUCACGCAUUCCGAUUUCUUUUUCCAACACAGUUUCAUGGAGUCAAACUUAUCUUUUUUACCUUCUUUUUCUCAAUCAAUCUGUUUCUUCGUACUAAUCAAAAGCGAUCAAAAUUAAUAAAACGUGUUUUAACUUUCAAUAGAAAUUCUUUAAUUUCGCUUUCGACUUUUA
Molecule: messenger RNA, 2391 nt
Organism: Vigna umbellata (rice bean)
Lineage: Eukaryota; Viridiplantae; Streptophyta; Magnoliopsida; Fabales; Fabaceae
Product: putative xyloglucan galactosyltransferase GT14
Molecular function (GO): glycosyltransferase activity
Source: RefSeq, a predicted model, not a curated record